CAUCAGUGUGAAUUUGCUCGAUAUAUGCAACGCUUUUAGCUCUGAAAUCUCAAGGGUGAACUAGGGCCAUCUCUUGCUUCAGUGUGUGCUGCACAAUUUGGAUUCCAGCUCUUUAAAGCAGUUUAUCAAGGCUCGAUCUUCACUUGAUGCAUGGAGAUAGCAUAUUGGUUCAAAGAACCCUAGAGUUGAAAACUGUUCCACCCAUUUUGAACAAUCUUGUGGAAUCACUAGAUCUUCCCAAGGUUAAGAACUCAGGCAAAGGGAAGGUUUUAAUGUGUACUAUGUAUGGGGUUAAGGUGGAGACAGUAUUUAUCUGCAGUGUCUUUGCUUCAGCCAUCUCUGAUUCUGCAAGAAAGUUGUUUGAUUUGAAUGUUGAUAACAAAUAUAUGUGGGCUCAAGCUUUGACCGGUUUGCAAACUAGCAUUAAUAGCGAAAUUAGAAAUUUAUAUUCAACUGGAAGAUUUACAGUUUCGAAAGAGCUCGAAGCAAUUGAUACAAAUGUAAAGAAAUUGUAUCCCAUGAUCCAAGAUGGUGGGGACCCUAUUGAAGUGGAAGCAUUCCAGAAUUCCAUUUCAGAUUUGGCAAGGAGAGCAGAAGGACUUUCACAAGGACUAGAUCUUCUUACAAACCAAUAUGAUGGCUUCUUUCAUGUAGUUUUAACUGGGCGUGAUGCUUUGCUUUGUAAUGUUAGAGAGAGUGGUACUGUCUCUGACCCAAAGCUAGGUUGCAAAGUAGUAGAAAGAGUACAAUCUUAA
Messenger RNA from Quercus robur (English oak), 755 nucleotides. Its product is annotated as protein BPS1, chloroplastic-like. The record is from RefSeq and is a predicted model, not a curated record. The transcript has a single exon. NCBI's taxonomy places the organism in Eukaryota, Viridiplantae, Streptophyta, Magnoliopsida, Fagales, Fagaceae. Bases 147 to 755 code for a protein of 202 amino acids.